This is a messenger RNA of Ipomoea triloba (trilobed morning glory), 1455 nucleotides long. RefSeq names its product zeatin O-glucosyltransferase-like. Lineage: Eukaryota; Viridiplantae; Streptophyta; Magnoliopsida; Solanales; Convolvulaceae. The transcript has 2 exons. Bases 1 to 1455 code for a protein of 484 amino acids. The record is from RefSeq and is a predicted model, not a curated record. Gene Ontology annotation, molecular function: UDP-glycosyltransferase activity.
AUGUCUCCUCCCCAUUCUGAUGCCCAAAAUGUUGAAUCGUCAUCCAAAGUGAUAGUGGUGAUGGUGCCAUUUCUGGCACAAGGUCACCUCAACCAGUUCCUCAAUUUGUCUCGCCUCGUCGUGUCUUACGACCUGCCCGUUUAUUACACCGGUUUUAGCGUCGAUAUUAGCUUGGCACGGCAGCGAGUCCAGGGCUGGGAUCCGCUCGCCUACCCGAAUCUAAAUUUCCACGGGUUUCCCACUCCUCCUUCUUAUCUCUCCGGCGCCAAUUCCGGCCAUGAAACGGAAUCCUUCUCGGACAUCGUGGCUUCGGUGGUGAAUGGGUCCAAUCAUUUGCGCGGCCCCAUCGGGGAGUUUCUCGACGACCUCUCGGCCAAAUGCGGGAGGUUAGUGGUUGUUUAUGAUUCCCUUAUGGCCACUGCCGUUCAGGAUGUGGCUUUCAUUGCCAACGCUGAGGCCUACAGCUUCCACGCUGCCUCGGCUUUCACCAACGCCACCAUCGCCUUGGAAGUCGUGGCGAAAACCUUCCGCCUCCCGUCUUUCCUUUCCAAGAUGGCCGGAGAAUUUCUUCUCCCCGCCGGGGCUCUAAUUCCCGACCACCUUCCGUCCAUGGAGAGCUGCUUCGUGCCGGAGUUCUUGAAGUUCUUGUCGGUGCAACGCUCAUCUGCAAACUUCUGCUCCGGCAAUCUUUACGACACGUGUAGACCCACGGAAGGGCCGUAUCUAGACAUCCUGGCGAAACUCUAUAGAUUGACCCGUAAAGGAAAGCUCUGGGCUAUUGGUCCCAUCAACCCGCUUUCAACUAGCUUUUUAGGUAAGUCUGCUAAAGAAAAGCAUAGAUGCCUGGAAUGGCUGGACAAACAGCCUCCAAAGUCCGUGGUUUUGGUCUCCUUCGGAACUCUGACGUCUCUCUCCGACGAACAAAUCUCAGAGCUCGCCAAAGGACUAGAACAAAGCCAGCAAAAGUUCAUCUGGGUAGUGAGAGAUGUACUCAAAGGAGAAAACGGGGUGCCGGAAGGGUACCAAGAAAGAGUAGAAGGGAGGGGCCUUAUUCUCCGAGAUUGGGCCCCGCAACUGGAAAUCUUGGAGCACCCUUCAACGGGUGCGUUCCUGACUCAUUGCGGGUGGAAUUCAUGCAUGGAGAGCGUUAGCAGGGGAGUGCCGCUAGCCACCUGGCCCAUCCACUUCGAUCAGCCCAGGAACGCCGUGCUGAUGACGGAGGUGCUGAAAAUCGGGAUCGCGGUGAAGGAUUGGACGCGUAGGAAUGAGGUCAUACCGUCGGAAACUAUCCGGAAAGCCGUCGAGAAAUUGAUUAUGUCGCCUGAAGGAGAGAAGCUGAGGACAAGGGCGGCGGCAUUGGGCAAAGAUGUGAAGCAGUCUGUAAUGGAUGGCGGCGUUUCUCGUCUGGAGAUGGCCAAUUUCAUUGCCCAUAUUACAAGACAGAAUUGUGCCUAG